GAAAACAGUUUUAUGCUAGAGUUUACCUUUUCGCAGUUUGAAAACAAAAGCGAAAAUCGUGAAAAGCAGACCAAAUCCCAUUUGCCCGCAUCUGGUGAGCAUUUGGCAAAUAAUGCCGGCGUCGGCAACAAAAACGAUUUCGAAAUUGGGUUAAUUUUAAAUUUUCCACGCGGGGCGGGGGGCAGGAGGAAAAAUCCAAUCCAAUCCGGCCACUUGCCCUCGCAAAGCGACGAAUGGAAGGCCAAAUCAUUAAAAUUAGAUUACGGAAUCCUUCUCACAUUUCCGCCGGAAAUUGCACUUUGCGUGCGGCAAGCGGCAAGCAGCAAGGACUUGGGAGCAAAAAGGAUCCACAUCUACAUCUACACAUACAACUACAUUUACAUCGGCGAAGUGCAGACCUGGUGACGUCAAUCGCAAUGGCAAUGCGAAUCGUCCAGAGGAAGCGACAGAUUAGUUAAUAAAAUCCCUCUUCCGCCCGCAAAUGACUUAGACAGGAAGUGGAAGGAAAAUGCAAGCCAAGGACCGUCUA
Messenger RNA from Drosophila teissieri, 529 nucleotides. RefSeq lists its product as uncharacterized. Lineage: Eukaryota; Metazoa; Arthropoda; Insecta; Diptera; Drosophilidae. The record is from RefSeq and is a predicted model, not a curated record. Bases 13 to 405 code for a protein of 130 amino acids. The transcript has 2 exons.